CGUUGGUUACAAUUGGCGAUGGAGGAAUAUAUUUUACGUUUGAGACCUUUUAUAACAGUAGAUCUGUUGUGGACUCGUGAUAAUCAGCAUCUUUCACAGUUAGUCUCUAGGCAAAAGGGUUGUUUAUAUUGUCUUGAUUCCAGUGGAUCAGUUAUCAACUCUAUAGAGUUUAAAAAACUGCUCUAUGAUUCUUUUGAGAAAGGAAAAGUAAACUUUGUUAUUGGAGGUUCUUUAGGUCUACCAGAAACACUGAAACGUAGAGGGAAACUCAUAAGUUUAUCAUCCUUGACAUUUACACAUCAAAUGACAAGGUUAAUACUUGUAGAACAAAUAUAUCGUGCCACUCAGAUACACAAGGGAACUGCAUAUCAUAAGUAAGAGAACAGAUAAGAAGACCUUGAUUUGCUCCAUGAAUGGCUCUUAAAAAGUCAACGAUAUCAAAACGUAUUGGAUCAAUAGGCUUCAUGUUCUGUUUUAAUGACAUUAUGAUGAGCAAGUGUCGUUAUUGUUUGUGUAAUACAAAAAAUAAAUGAAAAUGGGUUGAGGAGACCAGUAUAUAUGCAAAA
Molecule: messenger RNA, 566 nt
Organism: Galdieria sulphuraria
Lineage: Eukaryota; Rhodophyta; Bangiophyceae; Galdieriales; Galdieriaceae
Exons: 2
Coding region: 19-378 (119 amino acids)
Biological process (GO): rRNA processing
Molecular function (GO): methyltransferase activity
Source: RefSeq, a predicted model, not a curated record